Elaeis guineensis (African oil palm) is the source of this 1275-nucleotide messenger RNA. RefSeq names its product prohibitin-3, mitochondrial. Gene Ontology annotation, cellular component: mitochondrion; membrane. Gene Ontology annotation, biological process: mitochondrion organization. The record is from RefSeq and is a predicted model, not a curated record. Lineage: Eukaryota; Viridiplantae; Streptophyta; Magnoliopsida; Arecales; Arecaceae.
CCCUCAGCUGAACCCGGGGACACUGUACCCCCUUCCCUUCUUCCUCUCCAUACUCAGAUAAAACCACCAACCGCAAACCGCGGGUUUAGGGUUUUCGUCACCCAGCGCAGCGCCCCCAAAUCACCCCGCAACCAACAUCGGUCGAUCGAAAUGGCGGCCGGUGGCGGGCAAGCGCCGGUGUCGUUCCUGACGAAUUUAACCCGGGCGGCGAUCGGCCUCGGCAUCGGCGCCAGCCUCCUGAACGCGUCCCUCUACACCGUGGACGGCGGCGAGCGCGCCGUCCUCUUCGACCGGUUCCGCGGCGUCCUCGACGAGACCGUCGGUGAGGGCACCCACUUCCUGAUCCCCUGGCUUCAGAAGCCCUACAUCUUCGACAUCCGCACCCGCCCCCACACCUUCACCUCCAAUUCCGGAACCAAGGACCUCCAGAUGGUUAACCUCACCCUCCGCCUCCUCUCCCGCCCCGACGUCUCCCGGCUCCCCACCAUCUUCACCUCCCUCGGCACCGAGUACGACGAGAAGGUCCUCCCCUCCAUCGGCAACGAGGUCCUCAAGGCCGUCGUCGCGCAAUUCAACGCCGACCAGCUCCUCACCGAGCGGCCCCACGUCUCCGCCCUCGUUCGCGACGCCCUCAUCCGCCGCGCCCGCGACUUCAACAUCGUCCUCGACGACGUCGCCAUCACCCACCUCUCCUAUGGCGCCGAGUUCUCGCAGGCCGUCGAGAAGAAGCAGGUCGCCCAGCAGGAGGCCGAGCGGUCCAAGUUCCUCGUGGCGCGCGCAGAGCAGGAGCGCCGGGCUGCGGUCAUCCGUGCCGAGGGAGAGAGCGAGGCUGCCAAGCUCAUCUCUGAUGCCACCGCUGCUGUCGGCAUGGGGCUUCUCGAGCUCAGGAGGAUCGAGGCUGCGAGGGAGAUCGCCGCUACGCUCUCCAAGACGCCGAAUGUUGUCUACGUCCCUGGCGGGAACAACAUGCUGCUGGGCCUCAACCCCACCAACAUGGCGUUGGGCCGGUGAUUUCACUCGUUUGUUUUUAGAUGUGCCAGCCUUUUACUGCUACUAUCCCCAUUACUUCCCUUAGAAAUUAGUAACUCAUGGAUAUCAGUCGUCAAAUUUCUUGAGACUUGUGGAAAUAUGAGGAUACUCUGGUUAAAUUUUGAUGGUCAUGGUAAUGUUGACUCGAUGAGUGGGAUCUUGUUUGUUUCGUUGAUGCUGUAAAAUUUAAUCAAAUUUGACAAUUUCUGGAAUAUAUGUUCUUUUGGAUAUGGUUAUGAUAUGCAA